Messenger RNA from Diachasmimorpha longicaudata, 8213 nucleotides. RefSeq names its product lachesin (gene DIP-kappa). The coding region runs from base 2236 to 3588 and encodes 450 amino acids. The record is from RefSeq and is a predicted model, not a curated record. Gene Ontology annotation, cellular component: neuron projection. NCBI's taxonomy places the organism in Eukaryota, Metazoa, Arthropoda, Insecta, Hymenoptera, Braconidae. The transcript is spliced from 17 exons.
GUUCUCAGAGUUGAGUGUACAUUUGCUGCGUCCGGUUGUCGUAAAAAUACGUGAAAGUAAUCGUUUCACUCGAGUUAUUGACUAAUUUUGUGAUCAAAUAAUGGAUAAUUAAUAAUGAAGGGUCGGUAAUUACAAGUGUCGUGACAAAACUGGUGUAAAUAUCGUAGUGUGCGUUUUCUCUAGAAAAACCGCGAAAUCCAGCGGCCACGAUGGUUUUGUCGUCAACUAUGCGCAGUACGAGUGCGCCGCCUUCAUCUUUCUCUCUAGUUAUUCUCAGUUGUGAUCCGUCCAGUGCACGGGAAUCGACAAAAAUAUCGGCUUUUGAGGGAUUGAUCAGGAUUUCAGUUGCUAAUUUAGUAAUGAAGGGGCUGGUGGGACGUGCAUUUAUCGGGUAUCCGUGCAUAGAUACGUGAAAAUAACGGUUCCAAUCGAGUAACUGAUUAAUUAUUUCAUUAGAUAAUUGAUAAUUCAUUGCGGAGAGUCGGUAAUUAUGAGUGUCGUGAAAAAAACAGUAUAACUGUGGUAAUGCGCAUUCUGUGUAGAAAUACCGCGAAAUGUGACGUCACGGCGGCCAUCUUCUUGUUAUGCGCAGUCGGCUGCGCGGCCGUGUCAUUUUCUUGUUUUAUUCUGUGUCGUCCGUCCAGUGCACGGGAAUCAACGGAAGUGUUGACUUUUGAGGGAUAGAUCAAGAUUUUAAUCGAUAAUUCAGUAACAAAGGGACUGGUGGGAUGUGAAUUUGCCGCGUCGUUAUGAUUAAAAUCGAAGAAGUGAUAAUUAAUUGUGGGGAUUCAGUAAUUGCGAGUGUCGUGAAGCAACAAGUGUAAAUGUGAGUUCUCUUCCAAGAAGCCGGGAAAUGCGACGCCACGGCAGCCAUCUUUUUGUUAUGCGCAAUUCACAUGCGCGGCGGUCUCAUCUCUCGGCAUACGCGUUGUGUUGUCCGUACAGUGCACGGGAAUCGGCGGAAGUGUCGGCUUUUGUGGGGAUAGAUCAGGAUUUUAGUCAAUAAUUCCGUAACGAGAGGGUUGGUGGGCCGUGAAUUUACCACGUCUUUUUAUAUAUAGUCGGAUAAUUAAUAAUUUUAAAUGUGAAGAUUCGGUAAUAGUCAGUGUCGUGAAGCAACAAGUGGAAAUGUGUUGUGUCUCUAGAAAAGCCGCGAAAUGCGACGCCACGGCGGCCAUGUUAGUGUUAUGCGCGGUUCGUAUGCGCGGUUGUCUUCAUUGUUCUCUCUGCUUAUUUGUGCGGUCUAUCCAGUUCACGGGAAUUUAUAUAAAUAUCGGUUUUUGAGGGAUUGAUUAGGAUUUCAGUUUGUAAUUCAGUUACGAAGGAAUAUAUCGUGAUAUGCUAACUUAUUUUGAGUGGAGUUUUUGGGUAAUAUCUCUGAAUUUAAUGGAGGCAGCAGAAUUUUAAUUUACCACACAAAACAUGGCAUAGCGAAAAUUUUACUAGCUUCCUCAAAUUUUGAGACAUUUAUCGACUAGCUAAUAAGCCAAAACUUAUCUCGGUUUAUGACUUUGCUCCUGAAUUGUAAAUUCCUUCGUUAAAUUUAUGAGCCAGUGGGUGAUAUGUGUGUGUACAAGUGUGAAAAUAGGAGUGUUAAAUUGUGAGAACAUUUGAUUCUUCAUUGUGACGAGGGGUUGCAAGACGCAACAGCAGACAUAUCCUGGCAUUAAGCGUCAUUUCCUGAUUAUUCCUGAUCCUGGUGGUCACCGUGCUCCAGACAUCUCUAGCCGGAAGGUACAGGUGCACCAGAGGUUGGAAACAAAAUUCUGGGUAGUGCUUCAAUUGCUGAUGGAGGUGGAGUUAAACGUUUGUGAUAAUGCGUUCCUGAGUGUGUAUUGAGAGAGCAUUUAUACCGAUCGACAGAUGAAGGGCCGCUGAGCUGGAAAAUGAGACGUCCGACCCUGGUGGAACAUGAGGCAUUUUGAAAACAACAUGUGAAACAUCAUAAGUUUGCACCCACAAUGUCGGGUAGCUCGAGCUCAGUCAAUCCUCGGUGUCGCCUGCAUACUCAGUAUAAAGUCGCCUCUCACCCCCUACUUUACAGACGGUGAAUGUCAGAACAGCCUCAACAUGAUAAACCCCUGCGAGCCGGCAUUGCAUGUCCACGCUCUUCAAUCCAGGUCUUAAAUCCUAGGGUUGUUCAGAGGAGCUAGCGGAUAUAAAGCUCAUGAGGAGAGUCAAAUCCACAACCUGAUCAGCUUUCACGCCCCUCUGGAUUUACGAACAUCCAAGUGUAUGCAGAUGCCAGCGGUUCAAUCAAAGUUGGAUUCGAAUAUUAUUUGGACUAGCAAUCCUCGGAGGACAAUUAUUUACGUUGGACGACGAGCGCGAAACAUCGACAUUUUGGACGGUGGCUCCAGUCAUCGAAUGCUGACACUAGAUUCAACAGCAGAAGAUUACAACUUUGCAGAUGACUCAAUGCCAACAUUCGCCGAACAAAUUCAAAAUGUCACAGUCAGCGUGGGACGAGAUGCACUGCUGGCGUGUGUCGUCGAUAAUCUCAAACGAUAUCAGGUAGCGUGGGUACGAGUGGAUACACAAACGAUACUCUCAAUCCACGGCAAUGUGAUAACACAAAAUCCGAGAAUCUCCUUGUCAUACAAUGAUCACAGAUCCUGGUAUCUUCACAUAAAACAAGUUCAGGAAGUUGAUAGGGGAUGGUACAUGUGUCAGGUGAAUACAGAUCCGAUGAGGAGCAUGCAAGGGUUUCUGCAAGUCGUCGUACCACCAACGAUAAUAGCAAAAGAGACUUCCACAGACAUGGUAGUCCGUGAAGGUUCCAAUGUGACCCUAGUUUGUAAAGCAACUGGAUAUCCUGAACCAUACGUGAUAUGGCGUCGUGAGGAUGGAAUGAGUAUAAACUACAAUGGAGAGAGUGUGAGUGUUGUUAAUGGAGAGGUACUUCAUAUCAUUAAAAUAAGCCGUCUGCAUAUGGGCGCUUAUCUCUGCAUUGCCAGCAAUGAAGUACCACCAUCGGUUAGCGCUAGAGUUGAUGUUCGGGUCCAGUUCCCACCGAUGCUGUCGAUUCCCAAUCAACUGGAAGGUGCUUACAUCGGUCAGGAUGUAGUUCUAGAGUGUCAUACUGAGGCUUAUCCAACAUCUAUCAAUUACUGGACAACAGAGGCCGGUGACAUGAUAGUCUCUGACUAUUACCAUUCGAUUGCAGGUGACAAGUACGAGGCGUUAAAUACCGACAACGGUUACAACAAAUUCAUGGUACUAAAAAUCAGAAAUGUCAGCCCCAAGGAUUUUGGGUCAUAUAAAUGUGUCGCUCAAAAUUCACUGGGUGGUACGGAUGGUGUGAUCAAAUUAGAUGAAAUUCCAGCUCCAUCAACAACAACAACACAAGCAACGUACCAUGUCACGUCAUUGAUGAAGAAAAAUGGGAGAAGUAACAAAAAGCAUAGACAGCGACCAAAUGACUAUGAGCUGGAGGAGUGGCGUGAUGCAGAUUACGACAGGGACUACGAUUCAACAAAGAGGCCACACACCGAUGGGGAAUACUCAAGCCUUGGGACACGUAUCUACCCAGAGCUAUUACUAGCUGUACUACUCGUACCACUAAUCUAUCUGUCUCUAAGAAGGUGAUUCUUGGGACAUGGACGAGUCUUCCAGUUUGUAUUCAAUGAGCGUGAGAUUGAGGUACGUAAUGCGUGACCGCAACUCUGUGAAAUAAUAAAUGUGAUGCGAUGUGACCACUUAUCCAUCAUUUAAUCCUCCUAUUUUGCAUCUUAGUGUGGGAUUGGUAACGCGCUGUUCAACGAUCAGUCAUGCUAAAAUUAUUUUCGUACAAAAUUUAAGGAAUAUGUAAAGAAUUCAUUACAAUAGCGGGAGAAAUCGAUUAAUAACCGUAGUAUAUGACAUGAGAUGAUGUGCGUGAUUAUACAUAUGAGAGAGCAUUUAUAUAUAAGAGAUUAUACAGAGAAAGAUAUAUAUACUAUUGAUUAUUAAGGGAAUAACUAUAGAUAUUUUGCGUAGAUUGCUAAGUGCUUAGGGGUUGCCAUUACCCAAUGCCGUUGUCGUUGUUUAAAAUUAAUCGAUGGAUGAUUGAUGAAUGAUAUGGAAUUGUUGGAGGGGUUGUUCGUGUUCGGAUUUAAUGACAUCAGGACGAGGAAUCAUUAUGGAUAGCUCUGUAGAUAAUUCUACUGGACAAUUUGCCUGAUUUUCCGCACUUUUUCUUCGUUAGAAAUGUUUAAUAGAAAUCCAUUGAAAAAAAACCAUUCGAUACGCACAUUUCCAUCAACUUGAAAUGAUUGCAUUAAUCACAAAUGUUAACAACCCGUCGAAUGCAAUAACGAACGCAUAAUUUUCCGUGAUAAUGAAAAAGAAAAAAAACUCGAAGAAUAGAAUUUAUUUUCUGAUAUUUUUAAAACUGUUGUUGCUUGACCUGAUAUUAUGCAUGGAUACAGAACUUGUUUGAAUCAAUAGUGGGCUUUUUCGGGGGGGAAAAGAAUAUGAUAAAAAAAGUCAAAAAACAAAAAAAAAUAUGACGAAAACCUAAUGUCUUUCUUGUACUCUGAUUUUAUGUUACUCCAUCUUGUAUAAAUGCGAAGGGGGUGAGGUUGAGAAUUGCAGGUACUCAUGGACUUUUAGAUGAAACGGUUGUGGAUAAAUAUGCAUGAAAAUUGGUGGAAGAACCUACGGAGUGCGUUGAGAAGUACCGGAAGUCACGACAAGUGAUUUGAAAAGAAAAUCUCGUUGGUUUGUUGCUCGUUUCGGGAGACGGCUUGACGUAACACGGAAGUGGUUUAGAAGUGGUGGGACUCGGUAUUGGGGGGGAUCACACGCUAUGAGGAGGGGGGAGGUGUUGUUGGUGCGAGGGAGUCUUUUUCGGAGGGCAGGCUGGUAACCAAGUGAAACGAAGAAUUUUUGGAAGGGCACGCAUGAAAGAAAUUAUUUAUGGCUAUUCUAUUUUGAAUUCCAUUCAUUUUUCACUGGAAACUUAUAGAGAUGUUCUAUCGAAAUUCUAUUAGACAAUUUUAUUUGUUUUUUUGCUUCAUUUUUGGUGAAUAUCGUGGAAUGUAAAAGGGAUGAAAAAUAUUUCAUCAGGCUUUUUGUUAUAACUAUCAAUUGAUUUCGUUAAGAUAUAUUUAAUAGAACGGAGCCAAUGAUUUUUGUUUUUUUCUCUAUAAAUUAAUGAGGGCUAAUUCUUCAUUCUUUUCACUGGAUAUUUAUUUGUCCCACACAAUGUAAAUGGAAAAAAUGACAUUGAAACAUCUGGACUCUAAACAAAUAUGUAUCUAUUAACCCCGGGGAUGCUCUGGUGUUUUUACACUGAGUGAAACAAUCACUUCUGUCGAAAAAUAAUAUGCUGCAAUUUAUUUGCGGAAGAGCGAGCAAGUUUUCACUGAAACAUGAUAACUUUUGUGGUAGUAGUUGUUCUCGUGAGACUUUUAUGUCCUUCGAGUAACUACGUUCAUUGUGCAGAGACUUAUAUGAGGCUCCGGAUUUAUCAAGUGAAUGUUAUGGAGUUGCUUAUAUUUUGAUUUCCGUGAAACAACUGAUAAUUUCCAAGGAGCUAUUUCUUUUUAUUUGUUCCUCGUCAAGCAAUUCUUGCUAUACCGUGAACCUCUCAGAUCAAAUGUUUAUUGCACAAAAGAUUCCAUUGUUUCCUGCUAUUAAUGGGGCUUCUAAUAGGGAUGUUUCCGAUGUUCACGAAAAAAAUUGAAUUUUAAUGCGAUAUAUGGAAUGUUCAUCUAAAUUGUUGAUUACUCUUUCUCAUCUGAAUCUCUUCCGCUUCAUCAAAUAAUCUCUGGCAGAUUGUUAUUAUUUGGCGGAACUAUUUGUGGUCUCUCAGUGUAAUAAAACUGAUGCAAAAUAAUACUAAAACGUUACAACAGAAUUCCAGUUGAAAUGCCGUAUAUUGUUUUUCUCAUGCGUGGGUUGAACGGGAGAUAAAAAAAAAAGAUAAAAAAGCUGAAUGAAGUUCAAUAGUCCCGAGCUAUAAAUAAUUUCAUUCCGGUUAUUUUAAAGGUCAAGGGGAUAGUUAUCAGUAUUUUAAAGGCCUUUAAACCCCUCAUGAUCAUUCACUCCCCCCUCCUAAGUUACCAUUCCGAUCAAUUAUCUUCCUCUCCGCUCCUCAAGAAAUUUUCCCAGUGCUUAAUUGCUUAGCGAAUUGUCAUUAAAAAUUGAGUUUCAAAAUUAUUGGUCGUUUCAUUGUUACGUUUAUAGGGAUAAUUAAGUCAUCUUUGUUGGGGUGAACGAGCCAAAAGAAAUUACUGCACAGAGAAAGCAGGAUAGCAUUUUUCUUGUAACGAUUAAUUGGCAAAAUGAAAAAGUUUCAAUGAUGUCAUUAAACGUGAAAACUCUUUGUCUGAAACAAGAAGAAUAUUUUGUCUCUGUGUAAUUAUGCAAAAAGUGGAAAUGUUGCUAGAAAAAAAUUUAAUAACUAGAAUUGUAGUCAUGUUUCUUUCUCUGUUUACUUGUGAUUGUUGAUGAGAGACGAGUAUGAAUAAUUCCAGUGAAUAAUAAUUGGAUAAAUAUAUGCGGAAUUGUUGAAAAAAGAAGAUGAGUCGUUUAACGAGUGAAUUAUUAUUUUAGUGAAAAUUGUAUAUACGAAGAUAUAAUUGAACCAACCAGCCUAUGUAAAUACGCAUUUAUCCCUUUCUCGUUAGUCGGAGUGUUGAAGUCCUUGUAAUUAUUAUCGGAAUCGACCUUUGGCGUGAUUGGAAUUAUUAAGUAAGUAGUCGAAAUAUGAAUAUAUAUGGGACUUGAAUGUUGUGAAUUUAAUCGAAUUGUCGGAUUCAUUGUAUAAAGCAUGUGGAAACGAGCCGAAAAUCAGUAUCGAUACAUUUUUAUUAUCAUUUUUAUUAGACAAUCACGAUCAGUUUGACCUCGACAAUUCAUUUAUGGCAUUACUAUUUAUUUAACAAUAUAAUUUAAAAUAUAUCUGACGUGAGGAUCGCAGGUUCGAUAAUUGGAUUCUGGUCAGCCAUAAGGCUGCUUAAAUUUAAACUUGUGAAUAUCAUGAGUGAUUCCAAGAAAAGAUGGGAAAUAUUUCAGAUGUGCAUAUGUAUUGGGAAAAUUCAGUCAUAAUGUCACGAAUGGCAAUGUCCCCGCGUGACCCUUUUAUAAUGGACCCAGUUAUAAUGAUAGGAUGAAUUACAUUAUCUUAAAAUGAACAAAAGCAUGUUAAUUUUUCCAAUAACAUUGCAAUACUCUCAAUCGAAGCAUCCCGCAAUCACGACGAGCUAAUCACUAAAACCAAAAACCAUGCUUUCGUAUGCAUUAUGUAUAGUAGAUUAUAAGAUUAAUAAAAAUCCGCUGAUGACGAUAAUCACUCGGGCCGAGGACGUCUGACACUCUCGUGAUGCUUGAAAUUCUCAAAAGUAUUGCGAGUAAUUUUCAGAGUUAAGAUUAAAAUACUCAGAUAACUGUUUGAUAAGGGUUAUGAAUGAGGGAAUAUCGAGUGUAUGUUAGAAUUUGUAUAAUUUUUUCGAUGACUGAUAAAGAUUUUCCGAGUGUCGAGGGCCACUACCCAUCGAUAUUCGAUGUUUAUCACGAAAUAUCGUAAUAUAAGAGUGGACAACGUGGGGUUAAUCAUUUGAAGAGCUAGAUGACUUGGAAAGAUUUUAUACAAUUCACCCACAGCAUUUGAUGUCUAUGAUUUCACUCAUCCAUGCGAAUAUCAAAAUAUAUAUGUUUCUUGGAAAAUUAAGGGACAAAAGAGACGAGUGAACUGUUUAAUCCUUUCGAUAAAUCCACUCAGAUCUCUUAUCAGACCCUCACGUCAGUGAAUAUUUAAACUACCCCCGAAUCAUACUGAUUAAAUCCCAUAGGUCAAAUGCAGUGGGUUAUAUCAAGUUGACUAACCCCUCGUCUAAACGAAUGAAAAAAAAAAUAACAAAUGUAAUGGGUCUAUAGUACUUUGGCGAAUAGUAAAAAUUAUCAUACAUAUGAAUCAUUGUACUCAUGAUGUAGAUAUACUAAACUGAAAUUUGUUGUAAUUAUUAUAUUGCAUAAAAAAUGGACAGAUAAUUCGAAAAAAUAUAUGAAAUAUAUAACGAUAUUAAAUAAACAAUUGUGGAUAUUUUUUACUCAACAUAUCCGAAGCGAUACCUUUUUCAUCUCUCAGUUUAGCGUCGCCUUCGUACCUCCAUGAUACGAUCAGCGGGGUCUCGUGAUGCUACGUGGUACCCUCCAAACAUACACAUCCCUAUGCCCCUGUAUAUGUGGCUCCAUGUACCGAUGUAUCCAAGCGCGAUGUGAAGUUU